Messenger RNA from Pecten maximus, 921 nucleotides. Its product is annotated as equistatin-like. The transcript has 5 exons. The coding region runs from base 422 to 889 and encodes 155 amino acids. NCBI's taxonomy places the organism in Eukaryota, Metazoa, Mollusca, Bivalvia, Pectinida, Pectinidae. The record is from RefSeq and is a predicted model, not a curated record.
CGAAAAAAUCAUGUUGACGUUUUAAAGACAACAUGAUCUAUAUCCGUUAUCGACGCCCAAGGUAUGAAUUGAGGAUGGAUUGCAUUACUGGUGUCGUCGAUAGAUGAAACAAUGGACGCUUGAUAAGCCUUUAUAAAAUAUCACUGCUCUAUAACAUUUCGGAUGCUUUGUCUGGGGCAUAGUUACGAAGAGAGAAAGGAUCAAUCAUCAUUAAUUUAUUUCGGUUCCACGUGGACUUUACGACCACGUGUUCCCGGAUAUAUCCGUUAAUCAUCAGUAUAGCCAAGGUCAACAUGCACCUGUCGCGAGUUGACCAAUGGCCAACCGGUCAAUUAGUAUAUAAACGUGGAAUUCUAGUUUCUGCAUCCUCACUUCAUAUUUACCUAGUGUAGUGACAGCAUCAGACAAUCUAUAGUACAGGAUGAAGGUCGCCAUGCUUGCUCUCCUCCUCGUCAUCGACAUUGUAUUUGCAGCAGUAGCCCCUCAACAGACAUGCAGGGAUGAACUUAACGCCAUCGAGGCUCGAUUGGCAUCUCAAAGUAAUGGUGCUCCUCGUGUUGGUACCCUCAAACCCCAGUGCCUUGACGACGGUAGCUACGCCCCGCGACAGUGCCUCGGAUCAAUUUGUCGCUGUGUGAGCCCAGAGGGUGCAAAGCUGACCGAGGAAUUCACUAUCGGCCUGGCAUACAAAACUAACUGUGAAUGUGCCAGUGAUCUUCAUCAAUAUUCCCUUUUGCAAAUUAUGGGCAAGAUAUUCAACUGUACUCCAAUCGGCAGUUACCACCCCACCCAGUGUACCGGAAGUGUCUGUUACUGUGUGGACCGUCAGGGUCAACAAGUAGGACAGGAAACCGUCAAUAUUGGUUCCCAAAACCAGCUCAAUUGUUAAGACAUCCAAUAAAGCAUUAUACCUGAUAUAAA